AUGGAUCUGGUUAGGAACCAACUUGCCACUGACAUUGCUCUAGAUUUUGGUGAGAUCUCCUCUCCACCGCCGUCACUCCCACUGCUGCACGGAUCCAUGGCGGAGUCCGCAAGUCUCCUCCAUGGCCUCCAGGAUGAGAUCUUCAUGUUUGAGAUCCUCGUUCGCCUGCCCCCCAAAUCCCUCCUUCACUGCUGUGCCGUCUGCCACGCCUGGCGCGGCGCCACCUCCGACCGCGACUUCCUUGUCGCCCACCACGCCCGCCAGCCCUCACUCCCUCUCCUUUACACUGAAAUUGAUGACCCGCCGUCCAUAGACAUCAUCACCCCCUUCCCCUGCGACCACCGGGCAGACGACAAGCUCCAGCCCGUUGCCCAACUCAGUGGUGCCCAUGACUUCUUUCCCGUGGCCUGCUGUGACGGCCUCCUUGUCUUCACCACCUGCGGGGGUGAACGCCUCUCCAUCUGCAACCCGGCCACUCGUCAGUAUGCUCGUCUCAACCAGCUUGAUGACUUCACGGUUUUGGGGAUGUACCCACACAGCCCUACCAGCGAGUACCGACUACUGCUCUGCGUCUGCCCGGAAACUGAUGCUCAAAGUGGCUUCUACGUCUUCACAUUAGGCUCUGACCAGCAGCCGAGGCACAUCGGGGCGCAUGCCAAGGGACUGUUGCAACACCAACCUGUCCUUUUCCGUGGUAGCCUGCAUUGGCACACAGAGCGACUGAUAAUGGUAUUUGACACCACCGCUGAGUUGUUCCGGCAGAUGCGCUCUCCGAUUGAUCCCGGCCAUGCCGAGGCUGACCUGUUUGAGAUGGGUGACUUGCUUGGCAUGUACAGUCUUAAUGAAGAAAAUACCAUUGUUCAUGUCUGGGUGAUGCAGGACUACGAAGGCCAAGUCUGGGCCUCCAAAGCCUGGCGGGUUCAAUUGCCGAUUGCAGAGCUAAGGGUGCUAUUAAAAAACUUUCGCGGUUUUUGGUGUGUGGAUGUUGCAUAUUGGGAUGGUGAUGUCCUCGUGCUGGUCGAUAUUGACAAGGACUCGCUACUUCAGUUUGACAUUGAUGGCAAGUUGGUUGCUAGUCUCCAUCGCAGAUUUCUCUGCUAG
This is a messenger RNA of Triticum turgidum subsp. durum (durum wheat), 1101 nucleotides long. The record is from the annotation of a GenBank genome assembly. Lineage: Eukaryota; Viridiplantae; Streptophyta; Magnoliopsida; Poales; Poaceae.